Molecule: messenger RNA, 981 nt
Organism: Penicillium concentricum
Lineage: Eukaryota; Fungi; Ascomycota; Eurotiomycetes; Eurotiales; Aspergillaceae
Exons: 3
Coding region: 1-981 (326 amino acids)
Source: RefSeq, a predicted model, not a curated record
AUGACUCAAACAGCCCCCUUCCACCGCCGCUCUCCUUCUACUCCUCAUGUAUCCAAGUCCAAGUCUAUUCGUCCAGCUUUACAUCGACGAGGGACAUCCGGUGCCAACAUCGCCAAACUGGGCUCGGGACAAAGAGGAGCGAGCAAGCCAUCUACGUCUUCGGACGAUACUGAGUUUGACAUGGCCAGCUUCUUGAACUUUUGUGCCAUGUGUGAGAACCAGAUUACUGUCCCCAACAACACUUUGUUAUAUUGUAGCGAAAGUUGCCGCCGCAAAGACUCCUGCAAACCACUCUCAGCAUCAUUACCAUCCAUGUCCUCCAUGUCUUCCACUACUACACCACCCACAUCUCCUCCUCUCUCUCCACGCACUAUCGUGGCCCCAAUGACUCCAACCAGGGUGCCAAGCAACUCAAUCCCAACCAUGCGGAUACUCAGCCACGUGCAUGAUGCCAAGUCAGAUCUCGACCCCACCGAGUGGAAGCCCGUAUUAGCUCGCAGUGCCUCAUCUCUGGCAUCCUCCGACGCAUGGAACUAUCUAUCUCAGUUCCACCGUGGCACCGGCGAGCCCAUGCUCUCCCGCCCCGCCGUCCAACGCAGCAGCUCCAGCCUUCCCGCCCUGGCCGGAGGUGCCGGCUACAGCAAUGUGCCCGGCCUGACGAACACCCCGUCUACCGUGGCCUCGUCUUUCAGCAGCACCGCCUCCGACUACCUCGGCAGCAUGUACGAGUCCCGGCCUCUGCCCCCGCGCCACAACCCGUACUUUUCCGGUACGAGCGUAAGCAAGGGCGUCGAACUGGUCGUCCCGCACAUUGUUUCUGCGAAUGAGGAUCUCGGUACCAUCGGUGUCUCGGACAGUGGCUCUAUCUUCCCCGCCAGCAGUGCUGUGUGGGAACAUAGCUCGUAUGAGAAACGCUCUGCUCCUAUCUGCAUGGCGCGGGGUAUUGGCGGCCGGCCCGCCGAGACCUGUGUGAAAAACUGA